Camelina sativa (false flax) is the source of this 1011-nucleotide messenger RNA. RefSeq names its product ethylene-responsive transcription factor ERF073-like. Gene Ontology annotation, biological process: regulation of DNA-templated transcription; ethylene-activated signaling pathway. The record is from RefSeq and is a predicted model, not a curated record. Gene Ontology annotation, molecular function: DNA binding; DNA-binding transcription factor activity. NCBI's taxonomy places the organism in Eukaryota, Viridiplantae, Streptophyta, Magnoliopsida, Brassicales, Brassicaceae.
UUUUUUUUUGGCAUAUAAGAGUGUGCUGCUACGAUACAAAGCAACAAUGAGAAACACACAAAGCAACAAAUCUUACUUUUAACCCCAAAACUUUUUAAAAAUGUGUGGAGGAGCUGUAAUUUCCGAUUACAUAACGCCGUCGGAGUCCGAUCAAGAGAAGAUUGGGAGAGGGAAGAAGUCUUCUUGGACAAUUAAGGCUGUCUUUGAUUGCUCAAUCAACGAUUUCAAGGGAGAUUUUGAAGAAAUUGAGUCGGACUUCUCUUCAACUCGUAAACGUGCAUCAUCAGGCUCAGCGUUACAGAGCAGUCGGUACAGAGGAACCAGGAGAAGACCUUGGGGGAGAUGGGCAGCUGAGAUUCGUGAUCCGAUCAAAGGAGUUCGAGUUUGGCUCGGUACUUUCAAUACAGCUGAAGACGCUGCUCGAGCUUAUGAUCUUGAAGCUAAGAGAAUCCGAGGAGCCAAAGCUAAGCUCAAUUUCCCAAACGAACCUUCUAAAAGACGCAAAGCGGAGGCUAAGACUGUGCAACUGAUACAAGAGAAGAAGAAGCAUGAGGCUGAUCUUGGAUUGGCGAUGGCUAGCUCAGUGCCUAGUAGUAGCCAUACAGAUUUCUUGUGGGAUGAGAAUAAUGCGGACACACUUCUGAUCGAUACACAAUGGCUCCAAGAUGUCAUCAUGGGGGAUGCGAAGAAAAAACAGGAACUAAAUGAUGGUGAAAAAGAAGGCAACGUUAAUGCUGUUCUGCUUUCGGAAGAGCUUCUAGCUUUCGAGAACCAGACCGAGUGUUUCUCGCAGAUUCCGUUUAUGGAGGGAACUUGUGAUUCCUUAACAUCUCUGAGUAGUCUCUUUGAUGGAGACAAUAACAUUAAUCUUUGGUCCUGAACGUCCCUUGAACAAAAGACAUGAGUUCUUGUUUUGUAUGCGUGUAGCACACUUGCCAAGGAAGAUUGAAUUAUCUUUCUUUCCUCUUGUCAAUAUAUCAAAUAAAUAAAAAGCCACUUUGAAUCGUACUA